AUGAGGAACAGUAGUGGUGACUGGAAACAGUUUCGGUUUAGACAGUUCUACCUAGAUGUAUCGAAUGUAUCAAUAUUACAAACAACAACGUCACAGAGAAAUCGCUGUUACAAUGACAAAACAAAAUACCCAGACUUACCCCCAAACAUAAUAGACAUACCUUGUGAACAGACGACUAGAUACGUCAUUGUGGAGACAACGUACGACGCUCCUGAAGAUGAUCCUACUACCGGGGCUAUCCUCGAAAUCUGUGAAAUAGAAGUUUAUGGAUGUGUGGCAACUUGCAGAAAUAAUGUAUGUGAUGGUUUUGGAAACUGUUACAAUGGCUGUGUAGACGGAUACUGGGGACCAGCAUGUGAAUUGCAAUGUCCUGCAAAUUGUGAGGAACUGACCUGUUACCGUACAACUGGAAAUUGUAUCAGCUGUAAGUCUGGUUACUGGGAAAAAGGAUGCAGUUCACGAUGUCCAAUACAUUGUUUCGAAAGAGUUUGUGACAAAACCAAUGGUAGCUGUACACGGGGAUGUGCAUCGGGACUGUAUGGAGACAUGUGUAAUAGACCAUGCAGUCUUGGGUGUGUAGGAGGGACAUGCGACAAACAAAGUGCAACCUGUGCUAAUGGAUGUGUGC
Molecule: messenger RNA, 628 nt
Organism: Magallana angulata
Lineage: Eukaryota; Metazoa; Mollusca; Bivalvia; Ostreida; Ostreidae
Product: scavenger receptor class F member 1-like
Exons: 3
Source: RefSeq, a predicted model, not a curated record